This is a messenger RNA of Cheilinus undulatus (humphead wrasse), 1338 nucleotides long. Its product is annotated as histone H4. Gene Ontology annotation, biological process: nucleosome assembly. Gene Ontology annotation, cellular component: nucleosome. The coding region runs from base 47 to 358 and encodes 103 amino acids. The record is from RefSeq and is a predicted model, not a curated record. The transcript has a single exon. Gene Ontology annotation, molecular function: protein heterodimerization activity; DNA binding; structural constituent of chromatin. NCBI's taxonomy places the organism in Eukaryota, Metazoa, Chordata, Actinopteri, Labriformes, Labridae.
AUCUGAGACGCUGAGGUACUUCGGUUAUUCCAUCUGAAUAGUGAAAAUGUCCGGAAGAGGAAAGGGAGGAAAAGGACUCGGUAAAGGAGGCGCCAAGCGUCACCGUAAAGUUCUCCGUGAUAACAUCCAGGGAAUCACCAAGCCCGCUAUCCGCCGUCUGGCUCGCCGCGGUGGAGUCAAGCGGAUCUCUGGUCUCAUCUACGAGGAGACCCGCGGUGUGUUGAAGGUCUUCCUGGAGAACGUCAUCCGUGAUGCCGUCACCUACACCGAGCACGCCAAGAGGAAGACUGUCACCGCCAUGGAUGUGGUCUACGCUCUCAAGAGACAGGGACGCACUCUCUACGGAUUCGGAGGUUAAACUCACAUCUUCACAACUAAACAACCCAACGGCUCUUCUAAGAGCCACACACUUCUACUGAAGGGUACAGUCCUGUGUUUUGAUGACUGUUUCUCUACAGAAACUAUGACUGUUUGAUCACGUCUGUUAUCAGGGGGCUAGAGUGUGGUCUAUGUAGAGGAAUAUAAAGACUCAAUAACUGUUUUAUUUGCGUUUAGUUUGUACCUUUGCUCCAAACAUGCAUGAGCUCACAUUCAAAUGGUUGGAUCUCUUUAUACGGGACUCCAGCAAAUCCAUGUGUUUACACCAUGUGUGUCCUACGCUGAUUAAAGGUCUGAAAAACCGAACCAACUACGGAGAAGAUCUGAGACAGGACAACAAUCACUAGAGAGCAGAGGAGCUGUCCAUUUCUCUGCUGCUGAAAUCACUAUCAUUUAAGACGAGACACCAACAGCCCACGAUAACCCCGCACCUGUUUGACAGAGACACGUGAUUACAGUAAACUCCACUACUAAACUCUAAUGUCCGUCUCAGGCGGCAGAUCCACGGCUGAGCAGCGCCAUAGAGGAACUCACGCUCCCAUUGAUUACUAUGGUGUUCAAAAUUUACAAGUCCGAGAAAAACCGCACGGGUGCAACAUUACCUGACAGUUUGGUAAAGACACGACUUUCCGUUCUGGAGUGAUCUUGUACACAUACAAACAAACAAACGAAGAAAGAAAGAUGCGGAACCCUCUACAUAACCUCCUUAACAAACACCAUGUCCUAAAAACAGGCUUCUCAGUUAUCUAGCUUGAAAAUUUCCCUUUUAAUCGUCGUUAGUGCUGUGCUUAUAAAAGCAGAUUUGUGCUCCACAUCCCGAGGUUUGGCUCCUUUCCAGGAGGCCUCUGGGGCGCAGACAGGCCUCUUUUGCAUCCAGGACGUAGGAGAAUAACAUUUGUCUGAGAUCUGGGUUCUAGUUUGGCCUCGGGGUGCGAUGUAAAUAUAUUUCAUCACCAAUUA